AUGAAGCAGCUUAUAAACAAGAAUCUCAUUACACUGAAGUGUGUACUCUUCUGUUUCCUUUCAGGUAUAGGAUGCAUUUUCCCAUUUUUGCCCCUUCAUAUGUUGGCCAUUGGACUGGACAGAGGAGAAGCCCGACUGAUUUCAGUAGUUGCACCUUGCAUAGCGCUAUUGGGCCCUGCGAUACUUGGACCCCUAAUUGAUAAGUUAUCAGUAGGACGAGGUUCGACUGGCGGAGGGGCUGGCCCCAGUGGUUCAGGAAAACUCUUACGAGUAAUCACGGCUAUCUGUCUGAUACUAAGCGCAUUGUUUUAUACGUUGUUGCUUGCUGUACCUUACACGGAGCGACAUGAGGCGCGACGACCACAGGUUUUGUUUAUGUGUGAUGCAGAUGGCGGCUAUGUUAUGCAAGAAGUAUGUACUGAAGGCAUGCGAUGUAAUCGAUGGGACGGUGAAAAGUCAGGAGUGCUAGCGGUGAGCGCGUGCGAGUACGGGUGCGCGGACGAGAACAUGACGUGGGUGACGCGCCCCUUCACCACCACGUCCACCUCCACCACGCUCAGCCCCAUGUACAACAGCGUCGCUAACGCCACUUCAACAGUACCUCCGGAGACUGACGACGGUGACGAUGAAGAGACGUUUGAAAUAAAGCCGCCUCACUUGUGCUACAAUGGGAACUGCUUGGUGUACAUGCAACACGCGGCUCGCCUUCGAGUGCCGCUGUCGUUGAUUGCGCCUCAACCACCUGAAGAUAACUCUACCGUAGAGAAUAAUUGGUGUACAUAUCGCACGGGCGGUGCAUCAAAAUGUGUAGUGCCUCCCGAGCGCCUGGCGGGCCUGGUGGCGGAGGGCGAGGCGUGCCGCGCGGCCGUGCGCUGCCAGGUGCUGGACCCCUACGACGAGCCCGGCGGCGUGCUGGCCGACGCCGAGUGCCGGCUGGUGCUGGGCGACCCGGGAUAUACGUUCUGGACCUAUUUUGUUAUAAGGGUGUUAGCUGAUAUUUGGCCAACUGCUGGCUUGGCGCUACUUGGGGCGGCCUGUGUCAUAGCCACCAGGGAGACUUCACUUGGCCGAGGCGACGUUGGCAGGCAAAUGGCAUUUGGCACGCUGGGGCUGGCAAUAUUUCCUCCAUUGGCAGGAUUGGCAUCCUCUCAAAUGCCAGACACCCCGUAUUUGGUGCCAUUCCUCAUGCACGCCAUCUUUAUGAUCAUUGGUGCUAUUAUACUUCUUGUAGACACCCACAUGCCGCUGUCGACGCCGGAGUGGUGGUGGCACACGUCCACCGGCGUGCUGGCGAUGCCCAUGAACACGGUGCGGCGCUACGGCGCGGAGACCGCCGCCGUGUUCGCCGUGGUCGUGCUGCUCGGCACUAUGUGGAGUGGGAUAGACACUUAUUUGCCCUGGACUGUGGUAGAGCUGAACGGCACGUGGGUGGAGGUGGGGCUGACGCGCUCGCUGGGCGCGCUGCCCGCCGCGCCCGCGCUGUGGUGGGCGGAGGCGCUCGUCGACUACAUCGGACACUCCAAUGUCUUUAUCACUGCCUUUACCUUCUACUGCUUGCGGUACACUGGUCUAGCGUCCAGCUCGUCGUACGCGGGGGUGGCGGCGUGCCAGCUGCUGGAGGUGUUCACGCUGGGCCUGGCGUGGCUCACCGCCGUGCUGUACUUCCGCCACCUCGUGCCGCGCCGCUACACCGCCAGCGGGCAGGCGCUGCCCGUCGUCGCGCACUUCUGCAUUGGUCGUUGCAUCGGCGCGGCGGCGGGCGGGCUGGCGGCGCUGGAGGCGCCGCUGGCGGCGCAGCGCGGCGCGUGGCGCGCGCUGGGCGUGGCCGCGCUGCUGGCCGCCGCCGCCUACCUCGCGCUCUACCACCUCGUGCUGGCGCCGCGCUGCGCCGCGCCCGCGCAGCCGCCGCCGCACCACCUGCUGCAAGGGCUGAACGCGAACGGCGGCUCCAACGGCAACUACUCGCCCAUGCGCGUGUACCACGAGGAGCGCUCGAGGAAGGGACACUUCCGUUAU
Brenthis ino (lesser marbled fritillary) is the source of this 2016-nucleotide messenger RNA. The record is from the annotation of a GenBank genome assembly. NCBI's taxonomy places the organism in Eukaryota, Metazoa, Arthropoda, Insecta, Lepidoptera, Nymphalidae.